This is a messenger RNA of Raphanus sativus (radish), 5214 nucleotides long. RefSeq lists its product as uncharacterized. Gene Ontology annotation, molecular function: nucleic acid binding; RNA-DNA hybrid ribonuclease activity. The coding region runs from base 1 to 5214 and encodes 1737 amino acids. The transcript has 3 exons. The record is from RefSeq and is a predicted model, not a curated record. NCBI's taxonomy places the organism in Eukaryota, Viridiplantae, Streptophyta, Magnoliopsida, Brassicales, Brassicaceae.
AUGGCUGAUCUGUUGCACCAGAGUCUCCGUUCAAUGUCUAUUGACGAUGAUGAGGUGCCUCUUACACUACCGGACAGUCCGAGAUUCCAAGUAGUUGAUGGUAAUUCGCUGAGUUUGUUGGGUAGGCUGCUGAACCCGGAUUGUCAGAUCAUGGCGAAGAUGAUAGACUACAUGCCGACGGCGUGGCGUGUCUAUGGAAGAGUUAGGGGUAUGGCCCUAUCUAGAGACAGAUUUCAGUUUAUCUUCCAGAGAGAGGAAGAUCUCCUAACUGUUCUCAAAGAUCGCCCUUGGUCAUACAACCACUGGCCAAUGGUUCUGGAGAGAUGGACGGAGAACCCUGCACCUGAUUUCCUCCGUUACAUGCUGAUUUGGAUCCGCAUCAAAAACAUUCCAAGCAAGUUCUUCACUGGUGAUACGAUGUACAUACUUGCAUCUGAAGUAGGUCAUGUUGAGGAAAUUGCGUAUGAUCCUAAGGUGUCACACACGAAGGACUACAUACGAGCUCUGAUCACUUUUGAUACAGAGAACCCGGCGAAAGCAUCUCAGAAGCUUACAGUGAGCAAAGAGGAAACAGUUACCAUUGAGUUUGAGUACGAGAGGAUUCAUAAAAAAUGCUACCACUGCUUUCGUCUUACCCAUGAGAAGUUCAGGUGUCCUAUGUUGAAGAAGGGACCUAAACAACAGGCCGCGGCAUCUUCAUCUAAUGGUUCUCACGGCAAGACCCAAGAGGAACUAGUUCCUGCUCCUGUUGCUCAACCAUCCUUGGAUAGCCCUCCUGGUUUUCCUCCUCUGUUUCCUGAGCUUCCCCCUCAAGAGAGAAAGCAAGCCUUAAUAUAUAUUUCCCACUCUGAUAGUACGGAGAGACAAGCUAGGAUCAUGCGUGUCCGACAAUCCAUUGAGGACCAAAGACAAUCGCAUACUGCGAUCCUUACAAGGUUCACUUCUGACUUGGAGAAAGGAAAAGGUCAUGUCUUCUCAUACCCAGACUCUGACCAACUCCCCCAUGAUCGCCAGAACCCGAGACAGACCUUGUCGCUUCCUGGGAUCAGAGACAAAGAUGCGCAAGAAGCUUCAUCAGAAUCUGAAAGCUCUGGUGCUGCUAUGAACUUAAUGUCCUCUAUUUCUACGGGUUUCCAGAUUGGUCAGUCUGACAAGACACCAUCUGCCGGUGAUAGUAGUGCUAUUAAGGGAGCACUGAGGCAGUUCAAACUAUCCGAGAAGUUCGUCGGCGAUGCUUUCCGGAUAUUGUGUUUUUUGAUGGAGACUAAACAAAAGUUUGAGUACAUGUCAGGGUUACAAAAGAGUUUGGGUUACGAUAAGAUUUUUACGGUUGAACCUCGUGGUCUUAGUGGAGGUUUGGCGGUUCUCUGGAAGGAUAGUUACAACAUUGAGAUUCUUUCUGGAGAUAGCAUAAUUAUUGAUUUGAAAGUUACUUGCCGUUCGAUGUCUUUUUUCCUCUCGUGCGUCUAUGGCGACCCAGUGAGAGCGAGAAGACAAGAUGUUUGGGAUAGGCUGACUGAUAUUGGAGUUGGAAGAGAUGAAGCUUGGUUGUUGACAGGGGAUUUCAAUGAACACAUGUCUAACGAUGACAAACUAGGUGGUGUGUUGCGUGAUGAGUCCACUUUCUGUGGCUUCAAAAACAUGGCUCUGUUCUGUAAAAUCAGAGAAUUACGAAGCUCAGGGAAUGUACUUUCUUGGCACGGUUGGCGUGAUGGAGUCUGGGUUCAGUGUCGACUGGACAGGUGUUUUGGGAAUGAUGAAUGGUUUAAUCUAUUUCCAAGAUCGAGUGUUGAGUACGGUGGGAUGUGGGGAUCUGAUCACAGAGAUCUACUCAUUGGUUUCACGAUGGAACAAAAGGAGCUUAACAGGGGGAGAUUCUACCUUGAUAAUAGAAUGUUCUCAAAACCAGGGUUUGAGGAGGCGAUAGUGGAAGGCUGGGGCUUGAGUGAUGGUCAAGCAAACCUCAUGGAUCGUAUAGCUAGCUGUAGAAGGGAAAUAUCCAGAUGGAGGAAAUCCUCAGACCUUAACUCACAUGAGAGGAUCGUUCGCCUUAAAGCAGCUUACGAGAUUGAAUUUUCUAAGGUUUUUCCCUCUCGUGUGAUAAUGAAAAGUUUGAAGCAGCAGCUGGCUGAAGCUUACAUGGAGGAGGAGUUCUUUUGGAGACAAAAAUGUCGAGAGGAGUGGCUAAAAGAUGGUGAUCGCAACACCAAAUACUUUCACAAUGUUGUCAAGGGUCGCAAAGUGAGAAACAGAAUUCUAAUGCUACUUGACGAUCUGGGAAGAGAACAUUUCUCUGAAGGCUCCAAAGGUGAAAUAGCGGUUGAGUAUUUUCGAGAGCUGUUCCUCAGUACGAACCCUUUCGACUUGGAGUUUCUGUUUACUGAUUUCCCCAGCCGUAUUACAAGUGAGAUGAAUGAAGGUCUCACGGCUGCUGUUUCGGUUGAGGAAAUUAGAAAAGCUGCAAUGUGUGUGAAGGGUGGAAGCGCUCCUGGUGAAGAUAGGCUUACUGGUUCCUUCUAUCACAAGUAUUGGCAUAUUGUUGGUCUGGCGAUUACAAAGGAGAUUCUGCAGUUCUUCGAGACUUCAGUCAUGCCAGAUGGUUGGAACCAUACCCAAUUAAGCUUAAUUCCGAAGAUCACUAGUCCAGUUCAGAUGCAAGAUAUGAGACCCAUUAGCUUGUGCUCGAGACUCAGGGAGCCUUUGUCGGGUCGUCUAAUCUCUGAUAAUAUUAUCAUCGCUAGUGAGAUGAUCCACUCGUUGCAUACUAAUGAGAGAGUCUCGGAGGAGUUCAUGGCUGUCAAAACCGAUAUGUUGAAAGCAUACGACCGAGUAGAGUGGAGUUUCCUAGAGACUUUAUUGGAAAGAAUGGGUUUUGAUCGAGUCUGGGUUCGGUGGAUCAUGACUUGUGUCAACUCUGUUUCUUACUCGGUUAUGUUGAACGGGAGCUCACAUGGAUAUAUCAGACCAGAGCACGGAUUGAGACAAGGAGACCCACUAUCUCCUUUCUUAUUUAUCUUAUGCUCGGAAGCUCUCGUCAACUGCUUGAAUACCUCAGCUGCUACUGGUCAUCUUCAUGGCAUCCAGAUAGGGCAACAGGGUCCUGCAGUUCACCAUCUCCUUUUUGCAGAUGAUAGCUUACUGAUAUGUAAAGCUAAUGCUCAAGAAGCAUCGGAGAUUAUCAGUUGCCUAAAGCGGUACAGUGACGCCUCUGGUCAAAGAAUUAAUUUUCAAAAAUCUUCGAUCAUCUUUGGCUCGAAAGUGGUUAAUGCAGUUAAGGAUGAGGUUAAGCAGACCUUGGGUAUUGAAUCGGAGGGGGGAGACGGGACUUAUCUUGGGCUUCCUGAGUGCUUCAGUGGCUCUAAGCGCCAGCUGCUUGGGUUCUUACGUGAAAAGCUUCAAGGUCGUCUCAAUGGGUGGUUUGCGAAAUCCCUUUCUCAAGGGGGUAAAGAGAUUCUCCUUAAGUCUAUCUGCUUGGUGCUUCCCAUCUAUGUCAUGUCUUGCUUUCGACUUCCGAAAGAUACAUGUGCUAAGCUACGAAGUGCGAUGAUCAAAUUCUGGUGGAGUACUGGUAAUAACCGGAAGAAGAUUGCGUGGGUGUCCUGGCAAAAGCUUUGCAAAUCCAAGAAACAAGGAGGGUUGGGUUUCAAAGAUCUGGAGAAAUUUAAUCAAGCCUUACUAGCCAAGCAAGCAGCUAGAGUUUUUAAUAAUCCGGAGUCUCUUCUAGCCCAAGUGCUAAAGCAACGGUAUUUCAAAAAUAACUCUUUCCUUGAGUGUGGCCUAGGCUCGCGACCUUCAUUUGCGUGGAGAAGCAUAUUGCAUGGGCGAGAACUUUUGCAACAGGGCUUGAUGACGAAAAUUGGUAAUGGUGUGGGUACCAAAGUGUGGUGGGAUCGUUGGAUUCUCGAUGGAGCUCCCCGAGUUCCAGAGUAUAGAGAGGGCUCUGUUGUUGACCUUACUCUUACAGUUGAGGAUCUUAUUGAUCAUAACUCACGGGUCUGGGACAAAGCGCUUGUCGAAGAGACGUUUUCACACAAAGAUGCAGGGAUUAUAUUGAAGCAGAAGCUCGACCUUGAUCGUCCAGAUGCAGUGGUGUGGAGCCUCACUAAGAAUGGAAGAUACUCAUCCAAGAGUGGAUAUGAUUUGCUUGACUCGCUCGAGGAACUAGCCUCUCCGUCUCCUCCAGUCCCUCCAAUUGAACAACAGCUCUGGCAAGCUCUAUGGAAAACGAAAACGUCUCCGAAGCUUCGUCACUUUCUUUGGCGCAUUCGAUCGGGAGCUCUGGCUGUUAAAGAGAGACUGAGCACAAGAGGUAUUCACUUGAACACAACGUGUCCCUCGUGUAACGAUGGAACGGAAGACAUUGGUCAUGUCCUCUUUCACUGCCGGUUUGCGCAAGAUGUUUGGGCUUUGUCUUCAGUUCCAAUGCCGCCUUCUGGUUCUUGGUCUACCUCUGUGUUCCUCAAUCUAUAUCACCUAAUAGCUUGCAGUAAAAAGAGUGAUCAGAAUCCGGAGGCAGGUCUUAUUUUCCCUUGGAUUCUGUGGCACAUAUGGAAAGCUAGGAACAGCUUCUGUUUUGAGCAUAUUCGCUUGGACCCAGCGGUGAUAUUGGAUAAGGCUACAGUAGAAGCGGAAAUUUGGAGAAAGCUUCAGAACCCAGGGCAAGCUAGAGCUCAUGUCUCCGCAGUGCAAGAUUUGACUCCUGUUGUUUGGACUAAACCUCCGCAGAACUGGGUCAAAUGUAACGUUGCUUCAUCGUGGGCUCCAAAUAUUUCCCUCAGUGGAGGUGCAUGGGUUGUUAGAAAUGAUGCAGGUGCAGUGAUUUUCCAUAGCAGAAGAUCCUUUAGUAACCUGGAGACUACAUUGCUCGCUGAUCUUAUCUCUCUCCAACGGGCGGUGGAGGCAAUGGCUAGUCUAAGAGUUGACAAUGUUUUCUUUGAAACAUCAUCUUUUGUGCUUCAAGAGGCCUUUCAUAGAAGAUCCCUGUCUCCACAGAUUAACCAACUGGUAUCAGGUAUUCUUCAGAGCCUCAAUUCCCUUUCAAAUUGGAGGUUAGAACAUGUGGAGAAUGGGAGGAACAGAGUUGCUGGUCUUAUUGCUCAAAGUGUCACUUCCGACCUCCGAUUUCACUCGUAUGUAGCAACAGGGGGUCCGUCCUGGUUCCACUCUCUGCUUGCUCAGGAAGCGUCUACAAACUUUCCACAAAAUCUUUCCUAG